AUGACGACGGAAGAAGUAUGGGUGGGAAGCUGGCGGCCCCAUCGUCCCCGGGGGCCCAUCAUGGCCCUCUACAGCAGCCCCGGCCCCAAGUACCUGAUUCCACCCACCACAGGCUUCGUGAAGCACACGCCCACCAAGCUGCGUGCACCCGCCUACAGCUUCCGCGGGGCCCCCCUGCUCUUGUCCGAGAACUGCUCCCCGGGGCCUCGCUACAGCGUGAACCCCAAGGUACUGAGGACUGGCAAGGACCUCGGCCCCGCCUUCUCCAUCCUGGGGCGCUACCACACCAAGACCACGAUGACCCCUGGCCCCGGCGACUACUUCCCAGAGAAAUCUACCAAGUAUGUGUUCGACUCGGCGCCCAGCCACUCCAUUUCUGCCCGGACCAGGACCUUCCGCGUGGACAGCACCCCAGGCCCUGCCGCCUACAUGCUGCCCAUGAUGAUGGGGCCCCAAACAGUUGGGAAGGCCUCCCAGCCCUCCUACUCCAUCAAGGGCCGCAGCAAGCUGGGCGGCUUCAGCGACGACCUGCAUAAGACCCCAGGUCCUGCAGCCUACCACCAGACCGAUGUGCAGGUGACCAAGUUCAAGGCUCCGCAGUACACCAUUGCGGCCCGAGUGGUGCCCCCGGGGGACAAGACCCUCAAGCCAGGACCAGGAGCCCACAGCCCUGAGAAGGUGACAGUGACCAAGCCCUGCGCCCCCAUCGUCACCUUCGGCAUCAAACAUUCCGACUACAUGACCCCCCUGAUCCUGCAGGUGGACUAG
Messenger RNA from Pipistrellus nathusii (Nathusius's pipistrelle), 768 nucleotides. The record is from the annotation of a GenBank genome assembly. NCBI's taxonomy places the organism in Eukaryota, Metazoa, Chordata, Mammalia, Chiroptera, Vespertilionidae.